AGGCACAGCUCCUCCCGCCCCGUGCGAGAGGACAAGGGCGGGCCCUUCCUUGGUUUGCGGGAGCUCCGCCCCGGCCGGGGGCCGUCCUCUGUGCCGGGCGUGGAGGAGCUGCUGGAUGUGUCGCUAAACUGGACAGACCCUCUUCUCCGCCCAGGUCCAUGCAGCCGGGAGCCGUGUUCCGCUCGGCUGAAUCCUAGCCGCUGCCUCCUCCUCGCUGAUCUUGAUUCGGUCCCUCGCCUUGUGCUCCAAGCGGCUCCAUCACCUGCACCCCAGAUGGCUUCUGUAACAGAUGCCAGAUAUGGACACAAGGAUGCUUCUGACCAGAACUUUGAUUAUAUGUUCAAACUCCUGAUUAUUGGCAAUAGCAGCGUGGGCAAGACUUCCUUCCUCUUUAGAUAUGCUGAUGACACUUUCACACCAGCCUUUGUCAGUACAGUGGGAAUUGACUUCAAAGUGAAAACUGUCUACAGGAAUGACAAGAGGGUAAAACUGCAGAUUUGGGACACUGCUGGACAAGAAAGAUACAGGACCAUUACCACUGCUUAUUAUCGAGGAGCAAUGGGAUUCAUCCUUAUGUAUGAUAUUACUUGUGAAGAGUCCUUCAAUGCUGUUCAGGACUGGGCCACUCAAAUAAAGACGUACUCCUGGGAUAAUGCCCAAGUCAUCCUGGUUGGAAACAAGUGUGAUAUGGAGGAUGAAAGAAUCAUUCCUUUUGAAAAAGGAAAACAUCUGGCUGAUCAGUUGGGGUUUGAUUAUUUUGAAGCUAGUGCCAAGGAGAACAUCAACGUGAAGCAGGUAUUUGAGCGCCUUGUAGACAUCAUCUGUGAGAAGAUGUCAGACAGCAUGGAUUCAGAAGCUUCUAGAACUACUGCUGGGAAGAAUGUGCGCCUGACAUAUAAUCCACCUCCUUUGCAGCAGAACUGUUCCUGUUAGUGCCUCAGAAUAGUUAAGAAAGCUGUUACUGGGUAGGAGACAGUUUAUUAUUCUACAGUAUUUAAAAAGAUAAGUUCAGUGCUGGUGUAGCUAAAUAUUUGUUCAAUGUUCCCAAAGGUCUGUUUAUGUUUUCUUUGUUGAAUAAUAGAAGAACUGUAAGUAAAACUAUUGUUGCAAUUAAAAGUUGUGCUAUAGUUUAAGUAUUUUAUAUAGUCUCAAAUUUCUGAAUGCUUUUCAUGUUGUUAUACUUUUACUGCCUAGCCAGGUAAUCCUUACAUGUCAGGAUCGAUUAACCAGAACUAACAGUUAAGAGCUAAUUUUUGAUAAGAUGGUCAUGCCAUACACAUUUGCUCCUAAAUUAGGUUUGCACCUCCAGAACGAAGGGUAAGAGCAACAUUUCCAAAUCCAUGGGGGCAGGGGGAAACAAUAUUGUUUGUGUAAACUUCUGUUGUCUUUUUGCCCAUUUAAGAACUUGUAUAGCUAACACACCUGAGUGUAAUUUAAAAAACAGUGCUCUUUAUUGAGGCAAAGCUCCAUGCUUGAUCACCCUCAUACAAAUAAAUCCGUGCCACCCAAAUUACCAUGUGCCAAAAAUAACGGGUGGCAGGGUAAAGGUGCACAUUACCAGAGUGCCUGCAAGACAGUCAAGGGCAACUAAAGUCAGGAUCAGUAGAAUGGAACAUUUUCCCUAUGAAGCAGAGGCACACAACUCAAAUAACUGAUGGCCUAUGUUCCUGGCCGCUGUGGAAAGAGCUUAUUCAGGAAAGCUAAAUCAGAUGGGUGUCUAGUCGCUUCAGCUAUCCAGGCUUCCCCAACCUGCGGCCCUCCAGAUGUUGCUGAAUUACAACUCCCAGCAUACCCUAGCCACAUUGUGGCUGGGUAUGCUGGGAGUUGUAGUUCAGCAACAUCUGGAGGGUCACAGGUUGGGGAGGCCUGAUUAUACCACUGGGGAUAGAUCAAUCCAAAGAUAACCAGGUAUAAAUAGCUGCCGCCACCUAUUGAGAACUCAAGUUGGCAGAGAUAUCUAAAACAAAGCCGCUGACAACAGCAUUGGCUAGCCUUGGAAGUGGCAGGGUAGUAAGGGUGUCUGAAUCACCUUCGGAUGUCUGUGGAAUGCCUUUUGGAUCCCAGUCAUGAUUACAAUUUGCCCAUAAGGCCACUGAAGUUUACAUAUAAGUUACUUUUCCACAGCUGUUUAUCUGAAGUAUUAUUGGCAAUACAGCUGUUCUCAAAAUUUAUACAAAAAUUAAAUACCACACUUGUGGAAGCAACAUUAACUCUCAAUAAAAGGUUUUGACAUACCAGUUUAACUGAAAAAGGUGGAGUGACUACUGAGUAGCCAUUGUUUAGUCAAGAAUCAAAUGUAGACUUCUAAAAAGAGCACAUAUUCCCAACUUUCUUACCAAUAUCCCUUCCCUUCAUUAAGGAAAGUUGAGCUCAGGAGCCAAAUCCUUGAAAUGUGGAGGAUGGGGCAUUUGAAGACUGCCUUUGGCAUGCUACUGUUUAGAACACCACACAGGAACUGUCCCUUUGACUCAGUAGCUAUAUUAAGUGCUAUAGUAAAUUACAAUGCUUUCGGUAGAGAAUUUGAGUUCUUGUCUUCAUUAUAAAUGAGGAAGUUCUAGUUUAUUUAUGUUCUAGUAUUUAGAAGGCAUUGUGUAGUGCCUGAAGCAUACAUGUUGUUCCUAAUUACAAGAUGACAGAAUAAAAAUCUGUUUAGUCACUAUG
Molecule: messenger RNA, 2661 nt
Organism: Hemicordylus capensis (graceful crag lizard)
Lineage: Eukaryota; Metazoa; Chordata; Lepidosauria; Squamata; Cordylidae
Gene: RAB3B
Product: RAB3B, member RAS oncogene family
Exons: 5
Coding region: 274-933 (219 amino acids)
Biological process (GO): regulation of exocytosis; protein secretion; protein localization to plasma membrane
Cellular component (GO): plasma membrane; endosome; synaptic vesicle
Molecular function (GO): GTP binding; GTPase activity
Source: RefSeq, a predicted model, not a curated record